Triticum aestivum (bread wheat) is the source of this 1276-nucleotide messenger RNA. Its product is annotated as mitochondrial metalloendopeptidase OMA1. Gene Ontology annotation, molecular function: metalloendopeptidase activity. The coding region runs from base 58 to 1092 and encodes 344 amino acids. The record is from RefSeq and is a predicted model, not a curated record. The transcript has 3 exons. Gene Ontology annotation, cellular component: membrane. NCBI's taxonomy places the organism in Eukaryota, Viridiplantae, Streptophyta, Magnoliopsida, Poales, Poaceae.
GCCCACACACGACACACGUCCGUGAACCACUGACACAAAGAAAGAAAGAAAGAAACCAUGAACUGCCUACUACGGAACUCGCGCCGCCUCCUCCUUGUGUGUAAGCAGGCAGGCGGCGUCCGCCGACUGGCUUCGCUGCUGCCGACCCAUGCAAACCCGGUGUUCCGCUUCAGUCAGUGGUACCGUAAUCCGCGUACGGUCGCUGCAGUGGCGGCCCUCGCCUCAGGUGCCGGGGCUAUGGCCGCGCUGGGCCUCUACGACCGCGAGGUUGUGCCUUACACGAACCGCACGCACAUGGUCAUCAGGUCUCCCCAGUCCGAACGCCAGCUCUGGGAGUCCCGUUACACAAAGGACAAGAAAAUCUGGGCUUCCGAAUCACGGAUCGUCGAUCCGCUUCACCCAGACAGCAUUCGUGUACGUCGUAUCGCCGAGAAAGUUAUUGGCGCCACCUAUCGUACCCUCCCUAUCAACAGCAGCCACGAUGGCACCAAGAGACCGAAGCCACAGACAAGUCAUCUUGAGGGGUUUGAGUGGGAGGUGAUACUUGUUAAAGACGACGACCCCACUGCAGCGUGCGCUCCUGGUGGCAAGAUUGCAGUAUUUACCGGAUUGCUCGACCGUUUUACCGAUGCUGAGAUUGCCUUUGCUAUUGCGCAUGAGAUUGGUCACAUCGUUGCCAGACACUACUCGGAAAUUUGUUACGCCAAGUGGUCUCCAAUACCCAUGUUUGUGCCUUUCUUCCGAAGGUCGGAGAUGGAGGCAGAUCACAUUGGAACCCUUCUACUUGGAGCUGCUGGUUUCCAUCCAUACGCGUCCCUCUUGUACUUCCGGAAGCAGGCAAUAAUUGAAAGAGAGUCGGUGUCACAAGAUCACAUCCUUUUUAAUCCUUCAGAUACAACAAGGGCAGAGCGUGUGAUGCAACCCAAAAUCAUGCAGGAGGCACUGAAACUAUAUAAGGAAGCUCCGCCCGACGAAGGUACCAGCUCAGAAGCCCCCGCUGAAGGAUUUUCCUUUCGACAAACCCUGGGAGAUGCAUUCCAACUUAUAUCGACAAGACUGAGGCACGCUCUUACGGGGGGAUCAGCAGAUUAGAAUGCCCAAGUUGAAGAACCACCCACAGCCACAUCUUCAGCACUUUCCGAUAUGAAUGGACAUCCCUUCCUGGUAGUUUUUGAUCGAUUCCGUGUAUUCCACAUAUUCAAGAGUGGUUAGGAGAGUUAGUUUGCCGGAUGUGCCAUGACUACCUGAAAUUUACUUAUAUAGUACCAGUUUUUUA